AUGUCUGAACGCGUUGCCUCUACCGAGGAGCGCGAUCCUGGCUCUCGCGCACCUACCAGACAGAAUGAGACACAGGCACUCAAGGUGAAAACCAAACUCAUACACUUCAUCCGGCAUAGGGAGAUGAUCACCGACAAGUACACGGAGGAGAUGCCUUCCGUUCCGCGGACGUUGAAAUACUACGAUGCUGAAGGCUACCAGUCUAUUUACCUACCUGAACAUGUACCCGCUGAAUCGUCUUACGUGAACCCUCCGCCGGCUCCGAACUAUGAACGGCUGGAAUUCGAAGGAGCAGGCGUACCGCCCGCCAACAAGCCAUACGACCCGUCUCUCGAGGCGGCCAUCCGCGAUCUGGAGAAGACGAAACCUUCCGUCAACAGGGACGCGACUCUCGAAUUCUUGCGUCGAGAACUGGUCCUUCGAGAGCCGAAGCCCGACCGCCAACCCGCUCCUGUGGCUGACCCGCUCAGAACUUCCAGAGAGCUCAGAGAGAAGACGCUUCAGUCCACUCUGCGCGACAGACGAGGUGUCGCACUCGAUGAGGAGAGCGGAUGGAUGGACUUUGGGGAUCUGCAGCCUAACUCGACGAUGGUACUGAAGGCGGCGGCUCAUCUUGAGAGAGGUAUUUCUCCUAACCACUUGCUGAGAGGACCUCGUCGGUAUUCUGACGGGUCCACUGACGAGUUCAUCUGGCCUUCCGAGCACGAUCGUGUCUUCCCUACAUUCUCCUCUGUUGAUAGUCAUUCGGAAGAGUCAUCAGACUUGCCCACCUCUCCUUUCCCUCCCACUCAGUUUGGAACGCAGUUGAUAUCGCUCUCGGAGGCAAACAGGCGUUUUGAGGCCUCCAAGGAAUUCCUCGAUCCUUUGACCUCUACUCGUUUUGAAUUCCCACCCACUCGUUUUGCGACUUCGUUGAUCUCACUUGAUGAGGCUAGACAGCGAUUUGCGAACGGGGAGAGCAGUCCACCCAUUGCCUCGUUCUCGCCCGGUCGUCGUGCUCUACCCCUUAUGAUCGCUUCAGGAUCAACGUCAAGUCUACCUACCGAUCUCCCUGAAGUCUAUACGCCCUCCAUCGCGGAAGCAACCCUCGCCACUACGAUCUCCGAAAUGCCACGCAGCGCAUCGACCGCGAAGAGCAUCGACCGCAGAAGUCAAUCCUCCUUGUCCAUUCUGGACAUCUCUUCCGCUUGUGAGGGAGAAGAGGACUUUGUUCGAGCUCACACGCAAUCUUCCGAUAACCUGGUGGAAGACCCAGCCUCGCCGAGCAUGCAUUCUCCCUCUUCCGGCUCGACACAUCUCUUGCCCGAGUCAGACGACGUACUCGAUAUCUCCGCUGAUGGGCUAGUCCAAACCAUCAUGAACAAUGCGGUGGAUACGGCCCCAGUGGAUACGACUGAAGACGAAGAAUUGGAAGGCGCAUGGGAGGCUGAACUGCCUAGACGUCAAGGACGGCGCGGAGCGGUCGAUUUUGACUCGCAUCCUCGGUUGGUAGACCUCCUCAUCUCACGACUCGCAGACUCCCUCUUGAAUAACGAUGGCAGUGGGGAAUCCUGA
This is a messenger RNA of Stereum hirsutum FP-91666 SS1, 1554 nucleotides long. RefSeq lists its product as uncharacterized. NCBI's taxonomy places the organism in Eukaryota, Fungi, Basidiomycota, Agaricomycetes, Russulales, Stereaceae. The record is from RefSeq and is a predicted model, not a curated record. The transcript has 4 exons. Bases 1 to 1554 code for a protein of 517 amino acids.